Molecule: messenger RNA, 378 nt
Organism: Oikopleura dioica
Lineage: Eukaryota; Metazoa; Chordata; Appendicularia; Copelata; Oikopleuridae
Source: the annotation of a GenBank genome assembly
AUGAAGUCAGUGAAGGAAACAGCCGGAAAAGAGGUGCAUUUCGGCCCGCAACGAAAAGCCGAGUUACCAGCAGUUAGCGAGAUUUACAAGGCUUCCCUAAAAGCCGGCCUUGCCCCGCUACAGCUCGCCGAGGCUCAUGAGCUCUUGAUGAAAAUGCCCGAGAAUGAAGAAGACGUCGACUCAGAUAUUGGCUUGGAUCAGCCACAAGCAAGCCAAUGCAAGGCCGUUGUUAUCGCGAUCAUUGUCAUUUGCAUUGUUUUUGCAAGCAUAGCUUUUAGCGCUUUCAUUUCGCUUAGAACAGGAAUCGCGACUAUGUCUUCCACAUCGCCAACUGAAAAUUGCACUGUAGUGUCUGAGAAAAACGAAACUAUUUGCUGA